CUAUCUUUUGCUCAGACCAAAAGACCCAAACUCAACAUGGCGGACGACGUCGCGGUGGACAGUCCGGGAUCGCGCCGCCAACGCAAAGCCAGUGCUACCCCAUCGCCCAGCAAGCGCGGUGCAGUUGCUGCUGUGACCGGCGAGCGUGCUGCGACCAGCAGUCCCUCGGCAGUCCUGGCUGAAGCGAUUGAGCAAUCGCUGCUGAUGACGGAAACCGGACGCGAUCGCGCGAGUCCAGCACCAGACACUUUGUCGUCCCGCGCUGCUGCUGCCCAGCAGUCAUCGCCGAGCUCCAGCUCGCCAGGUGGAUCCAAGCGUGGCGGAGGCAAGCGUGCGCAGCAGGGAGCGUCUGCCAGCGGAGCCAACCAGGAAUCCUCCGUUGCGGCACCGAGCGUGAACUCAAGCACGGACAACGCACAUCGAUCGAGUCACAGGCAAGGCCGAGGCAACGACCAGGCGUCGAAGGGUGCAGCUGCACACCAACGAGCUCCGGAGCACACCAAACCCGGCCGAGCCAACCACAACAAUCGAAACCAAGCUGCCGUUGCCGCUUCUGCUUCUUCGAGCUCUUCGCCACAUCCCGCCGCUGCAUCGUCGCAGUCACACUCUCCAGUUUGUCAGUUCUUCCUGACGCCGGCUGGAUGCAUGAGCGGAGCAGCUUGUGCCUUUUCGCAUCAAAUGCCUGCGACAGUCUCAGUUGCAGCAUCUUCUCCUGCUUCGUCUUCCUCCACGGCAGCACACAACGGCAGGAACUCUACCACUGCAGCAGCUAGUGCGUCAGCCCAAGCUCCGACUGGCUCUGCGGCCGGCACUCGACCUUCGCGAGAACAACGCGCGUCCACUCUACCCGUUUGCCGAUUCUUCCGUCAGGGUGAGUGCGCUUCUGGUGCCAACUGCCGCUUUCGACAUCCCACGCCCGAGCAGGCUGCUGGGGAACAAGAGGCCAAGGCCGCCACGGCAGCAGCUUCCGAGGAGCCUGCCUCCAGCCAGAAAUCUCGGCGCCAAAACCUGUCCAAGCGCUCCGCCGCGACUUCUGCGACCGCCGCCGUUCCCAGCAGCAGCAGCAGCAUGACGGCAUCAAAGGCACCUGCCACCCCCGAAAACCCCCAAACAGCAGCUCCAGCCCCGCCGCCUACCAUCACAGUCGCUGCACUCUUCGAUGUGCAGUUGCAACAGCUGCGCGCAGCAGAACUGACUGCGCUCAAGCGUCGCUUCACUUCGGCGCAGCUGCAACCAGACGAGGUUUCGAGCACGACACCAGUCGCCACCAUCACGUUUGAUGUGGUGCCGACCGACCCCGAUUGGCCGUUUGAGGUUGAUGCAAUCCGUUUGCAGGUGGCGCUUGGUCCUCGGUAUCCUCUUUUGCCGCCUGCAAUUACGGCGCUGCCCACCCAGACCAUGCCCGAGCGUUUUGUCGGAUUUCUGAAUCGGCUGCUGGUUGCGCCGAUUGCGGAGCAACACCAACUCGUGCUCUCAAGCAAGUUUGUGCAGCCUGCAUCGGGUGCCGCGCCUGACGUGCAGUCUCAGACACCGUUGCUCAUGAUUCGCCCGUUUCUCAAGUGGCUGGACAAGAACCUCGAGCGCCUGUUUGUCGAGGCCGGACGCCAAAUGCGGCGCGAUGACGAGAUUCAGAAGACGCUGAAAUUCGUGAGUGCCACAGAGCUGAGAACCAAAGUCUAUGGCUCUGAAGAAGCCGCAGCCGAACCAACCCCUCCUCGCACAAUCAACAACGGACCCAGUAACAGUAACGCGGGUGCUGCAUCCGUUGCCAGCAACGCGAUUUCGUCUGGUUCAAACGCUGCAAAGGUGACUGCCACAUCCAAGCCGCCCGAACAAGAGCGAUUCAACUCGAACGACGUCUUUGCCGGCGUGGACAGCGACGACGACGACAGCGACGACAGCGACGACGACAGCAAUUUGGAUGACGUGAGCGACGAUGCAGCAGACUCUGGCGAGGACAAUGCGGAAUCGGGCGAGGACCAAACAGACGAGUUCGCGUCGGCCAUGCCACAACUCUCGGCCAUGGCUGCUGCUGCGGCGCCGAAAGGCACGGAAGUUCGGCUGACAAGCUUGCAGAUGACCAACAUUGCCCUCUUGCGCGUCGAGCUGCUGCAUCUGAGUUUACAGUGCUCCCGAUGCAAGGCCAGCCUCGACAUCAAACUGCGACCACUCUCCUCGCCGGCAGGUGAAUGUGAGCGGUGUCGGUCGGCAUUCAGCGUGCAUCUUCGGCCAGCCAUCGUGCACGCAGCAUCGCCCGCACUCGGCUACCUCGAAAUGGCGGGCUGCUCUGCCGUGGACGUCGUUUCGCACGAUUCUGAGGUCACCUUCCAAUGCCUCGCUUGCAUGAACGAGUCGACCAUUCGACAGUCCCCGUUCGUGCUCGGCGAAACGCGCACGCAUCCCUGCCGCCACUGCCACGAAAGCAUGUCCGUCGCGUUGACGAGCAUCACGUUUGUUCGGCACUUGGAAGGCAGCGACGCUGCUGGAACCAGCAAUGACGCGACUGGCGGCAAGUCUGCCUCUGGCGUGACCAACAUGGGCAAGCGACUGCUCACCUCCAAGCGUCCGCGCCCCGUCAAGGAUCCCAACAUCAAACCCGGCUCUCCCUUGCCGGACUUUGGAACGUGUGCCCACUACAAGAAGUCCUACCGUUGGGUGCGAUUCCCGUGCUGUGGUCGAGCGUUCGCGUGCGACAUUUGCCACAACGAGAACACGCCGGACGGUCAUCAUCCGCAAUGGGCCACCCGCAUGAUUUGCGGCUUUUGCUCCAAGGAACAAAACUUUGCGGCACACAAGCCAUGCAGCUGCGGCAAAGCCUUGACGGCCGAUACAUCCACCCGGUACUGGGAGGGUGGCGAAGGCUGCCGCAACAAAAAGUCCAUGUCACGCAAGGACAAGCACAAGUUUUCCGACUCCAAGCUGAAAACACACUCACGCAAGGCCGAUCGAGUGGGUCCGAAGAAAGCCGGAAAGAACGACGAAAAGGGCGGCGACAGCGACAGCGACUGAUCUGUUGCAUUGUACUGUAGAUCUAAAUGAUUAACGACAGAAAGUAAUACCGUCAAAAUGUGC
Molecule: messenger RNA, 3072 nt
Organism: Capsaspora owczarzaki ATCC 30864
Lineage: Eukaryota; Filasterea; Ministeriida; Capsasporidae
Exons: 1
Coding region: 37-3009 (990 amino acids)
Molecular function (GO): zinc ion binding
Source: RefSeq, a predicted model, not a curated record